Messenger RNA from Colletotrichum abscissum, 216 nucleotides. Its product is annotated as peptidase inhibitor I9. Gene Ontology annotation, molecular function: endopeptidase inhibitor activity. Bases 1 to 216 code for a protein of 71 amino acids. The record is from RefSeq and is a predicted model, not a curated record. Gene Ontology annotation, biological process: vacuole fusion, non-autophagic. NCBI's taxonomy places the organism in Eukaryota, Fungi, Ascomycota, Sordariomycetes, Glomerellales, Glomerellaceae. The transcript is spliced from 4 exons.
AUGCCUACCUACAUUGUCACCUGCAAGGAGGAUGCCUCCGCCGACCAGGUCGCGGCUGCCAAGAAGCACGCCACCGACCAGGGAGGAAAGAUUGGCCACGAGUACAGCCUGAUCAAGGGUUUCUCCGUCGAGUUCCCCGAGGACCAGAUCUCAACUCUGGAGAGCCACGAGCACGUCAAGCACGUCGAGAAGGACCAGGAGGUCAAGACGCAAUAG